UGGGGGUCGGGGGAGGAGGAGGCAGUGGACACCUCCUGUGGGUUGGGGGGACGUUGGCUAAAACAGCUCUGAGGGUGCCGGAGGAUGGCACAGGGGGAGCGGGACGACCGCAGGUGAGACGUUCAGGCAGGCACCAGCCCCUGCGUGGCUGCGCCGAGCCCCCGGACGCCCAUUUCUGCUGCUGGGGUGGCAGCAAGGGCCAAAAAUAGCCCUCGAGGCAGCAUUCCCUGCCUCCCCUUCCCCGCCGCACCCCUGACGUCUGGAUCGGGGUGCCUCCUCCCACGUUUCCUCAGGAAGAAACCCAAGGCUGGCGGGAGGAAGAGGCCGCACCACAGGAGGGACGGGACGGGACAGACGGACACCGGCGCGGGACUGAGGAGCUGCCGGGACUUGGGCUGGGAUGGGGAGCGCCCGGCCCAUCCUCUGCCUCCAGCUGUGGCUGUGGGUGCAGAGCUCUGCCCAGGAGCUCGACCCCGAUGGCAGGAACGUCUGCAGGCUCCCCGCCGGCCCGGCGUGCUGCCCCGGCUGGAAGCAGGAAGGGCGGGAGUGCACGGCUGCUCUCUGCGAGGGGGAGGAUGCCUGCAGGGAGGACGAGGUGUGUGUGAGACCCGGGGUUUGCCUCUGCAAACCCGGCUUCUUCGGAGCAGACUGCAGUUCCCGCUGUCCCGAGCAGUACUGGGGUCCCGACUGCAAGCGGAGCUGCCCCUGCCACCCCAACGGGCGCUGCGACCCGGCGAGCGGCAGCUGCACCUGCGACCCCAACCACUGGGGAGGGCUCUGCCAGUUCCCCUGCCACUGCGGCCCCCACGGCCGCUGCGACCCCCUCACCGGCGCCUGCCACUGCGAGCCGGGCUGGUGGGCCCCCACCUGCAAGAAGCAAUGUCAGUGCAACCCCGCCGGCUCCCACUGCGACCCCCUCACCGGCCACUGCCGCUGCCUGCUGGGCUGGUGGGGCAGGAGGUGCAGCUUCAGAUGCUCCUGCAACCUCUCGCCCUGCGCCCAGGAGACGGGCAAGUGCGAAUGCAAGGCUGGGUUUUGGGGGCCGGCGUGCCAGCGGCACUGCGACUGCUUGCACGGCUCCUGCAGCCCCCUCAGUGGCCACUGCAGCUGCAGCCCCGGCUACCAGGGCAGGAGCUGCAGGGACCCCUGUCCGGCGGGGAAAUACGGGUCUCAGUGCGUGCACAGCUGCGGGAGCUGCAAGCGCAGCCAGCCCUGCUCGCCCGUGGACGGCUUCUGCCUGGCCUGCCAGCCCGGCUGGAACGGGACCCUCUGCAAGGAGCCCUGCGCGCCCGGCUUCUACGGCGAGGACUGCCUCCAGCCCUGUCCCCGCUGCCGGCGUGGGGAGAUCUGCGACCCAGAGACCGGGUCCUGCCCGCACUGUGAGCCCGGUUGGACGGGACCCAGCUGCAACAGCUCCUGCCCCGCGGGCACCUUCGGCGAUGGGUGCCGGUUCCUCUGCCCCGAGUGCGUUGCGGGGAGCUGCAACCCCGUGUCAGGAGCUUGCAUCUGCCAGGCCGGCUACUGGGGAGACAGCUGCAACGACACCUGUCUGGAGGGAUAUUUUGGAGUGAACUGUUCCUCGCUCUGCCAGUGCUCCCGGGGGACCUGCCACCCCGUGCGGGGUGACUGUGUGUUGAGUCUUAAAGACCACGGAGCCCUCGCAGCCGCCAUCCUCGUUCCUCUCCUGCUGCUGCUGCUCUGCGUCGCCUGCUGUUGCUGCGGAGCCGGCCCAGCAGAUGCUAGAGACAGGGCGGCCGUGCCAGAUGAUGAUGUGGUGGCCAGGAUGAAGCACCACGUGCGGGGGGUGCUGGCGAACCUCAGCGCUAUGAUGCCUUGCUUUUCCCUGGGUGGCUACAAACUUCCCAAAGUCACAGUUUCCCACCACGACACGGAAAUCCCCUUCAACCCCAGCUUCAUCGAGCCGCCAUCGGCUGCGUGGGUUUCAGACAGCUCCUUCUCCUCCUCCUUCGACACCGACAACGAGGGACCCGAGUACUCCGUCCCUCCCAGAGAAGGCAUCCCGCUGCUGGGGGGGGCUGAACUGCAGGAUGGUGCAUCCCCCCCUGCUGAGGUGCUCCCAGACCCAUCUGCCUUCGACUCUGAGGACGUCUCGCAGCCCUUCACCAUCCCUCGCACCUCCAGCAUCGCCAAGGCCAAGCGUCCCUCUGUGUCCUUUGCCGAGGGGACAAAAUUUGGGGCGGUGGAGACCCCCAGCCCUGGGCGGAAGCCCAAGACCCCAUGGGGCCCAUCCAAGCUGUCCCCGCCGCCGGGGGAUGCGGCAGCUGAGCCCCCCACUGAACGACCAGCCAGCGAUUGCUACGAGAGCCCCGAGCCCCUCGGCAAGGCGGAGGAAAGCCACCGGCCAUCACCCCGGGCCACCCCGGGGGGACGCCGGCGGGUGGUCUCCGGCACCAGGCACGUGGCCCAGAGAGUGGAGGCGCUUGAAGCGGCUGCAAAAUCCGGCAGCUGGGAGGCGAAGGGGAAGGACCCCAACGUCACCACCAUCUACAUGAUGGUGGGAACGGCUGGGCAGGACCCCAAGGCGGAGGGGGGCGGCGAGGGACCGGUCCAGGCCGUGCUCAAGCGUCUGGGCAGCUUGCAGAAGGGCAAGUGGAGUGCAAAGGAGGAGCCCAAGGUGAGGAGGAGCAUCGAGGCCAUCCAGAAACCACCCCGCCGGGCCCUGGCGCAGGGCAGAGACUCGGUGAAUAGCUGCAAGCAGAGGGAGAGUGUCCCGGGGCCUCCCGCCGAGCCAUCCCCUGGCAAGCACCAGCAUCUCCCCGGGAAGAGACGAUCCUUCCUUUUUGCAUCCCCCUCGCUGAAAAGCACCGGGGCACAGGAUGGGGCCGUCGAUGCUGCAGGUGCCACGGAGAAGGGCAAAAGCCCAGAGUUAGUCCUCAGCCUCGAAACGAAGGGACAGGCUCUCCCAGAGGAAGAGCCGAAAUACGAGAACGUGACCAACAGCAGUGCCGAUUUGCCCCCUGGCUCUGCUGAGGAGCCACCGGCCACCCCUGCAGCCACCUGAGCCACCGCAGCCUGGGCUGGGGCAGCGGGAGCCCAGGAGGCCCCUCCGACCCCAGCGUGGGGGGAGCCAAGGUCCCCUUCUGAGCUGUGAGCUGGACACGCAUCAAGCCUUCCCGUUCACCCCCUUCCCUCCACGCCGUGUUGCUGGCAUGGACCCUGGCUGGCUGUCACAGCCGGCAGGAUGGGUGACGCUGAGAGCCACCGCGGUGGCAGCCCCACAGAGUUGCGGUGCCUCAGGGCUGUUUUCAGCCCCCCUCUGACCUGCGCAUCCCAUUUUGCGUCUGCCACAGUCUGGAGGGACAGCGAUGCUACGGACGAAGCAGUGGCACCUUCUAAUGGACGAAGUGGUGGCACCUUCUAGUCCCCGUCGGCACUGGGCUUGGGGACACACAUCCUCCUUGUAAAUGGAAGCGGGGCUGCUGGAUGCGCAGGAAAAAAAAACAAAACCAAAACAGUUUCACGCCAUCAGCUUUCACCUUCCCCUGUCCCAGCUCCAGUAAUGCUGCUCGGAGCCUCUUGCUGUAAAGGUGCUUCUUGCAGAAGGGGAUUAUUUUGUGGAGCUGGGCUGGGGAGAGAUGAUGGGCUGUCCCGAGUAGCUUCAGCGAAAAUUAAUUUUAGCUGCUUAUCUCGAAGGGUAUCUAGGUCUGCAGGGGUUUAUCUGUGUGGCUCUGGCUGCCUUCGUUUCUAUGUACGUGCGUAGCACAUGAGAAAGCUCAUGGCACGGCACGGGGUUUAUCGACGGCCUUUUAAACUCCACGCGAUACCAGGCUGCAAUUGUGCAAGAGGCUGAACGUGGCAGCUGGGCUGUGACCGUCAACCUGUGCACCCGGCGCUGCGCUGGCCCUGAUAAGGACCAAAGUUAGACAGAAAAUGGGAUUUCCGCGGAUAGCCGAAGCUCCUGCGCCUCAUUCCUGCUGUGGCAAUGCGUGGCUACGGGUGGCUGAGAUGCACUGAAGAUGCUGCAGCAUCGCCAGCGCAGCCGGAGGAGCGCGGGCGAGACAGGAAUGAGUUCUUUUGCCGCCCGUGCAAGGGAGUCAAGGCGCCAAAGAGGAUUUGCAGCAUGAGCUGGUUUUUUCUAUGUAUCUAAGUGGUAGAAGUUUCGUGUA
Chroicocephalus ridibundus (black-headed gull) is the source of this 4127-nucleotide messenger RNA. RefSeq names its product scavenger receptor class F member 1 (gene SCARF1). NCBI's taxonomy places the organism in Eukaryota, Metazoa, Chordata, Aves, Charadriiformes, Laridae. The transcript has 11 exons. Gene Ontology annotation, cellular component: membrane. Gene Ontology annotation, biological process: neuron remodeling; dendrite development; heterophilic cell-cell adhesion. Bases 401 to 3022 code for a protein of 873 amino acids. The record is from RefSeq and is a predicted model, not a curated record. Gene Ontology annotation, molecular function: scavenger receptor activity; low-density lipoprotein particle binding.